AUGGCUGCAACGCCGGAGAGGAGGUCAAUCAAGGGCAUUAACGAAGUAGACGAGUAUCACUUUCACACAUGCGGCAAUGAGAACGGCGAACCCCUCUUCUUGCACCACGGAUUUACGGGUAGCGGCCUGGUGUGGCUCGCCAUGGUGGCGCACCUGCCGCUGCAGCAGUACCGGUGCAUCAUCUUUGACACUCGCGGUAGCGGCUCCAACACCGCCACCUACGCUCAUUACCGCGACUUCACACUCGAGCGCUUGGCCGACGACGUGGUCGGGCUGGCCGACGCACUGGGCAUCUCACAAUUUUCUUUUGUCGGCCACUCCAUGGGAGGCGGCAUCGGCAUGCUCCUCGCUCUCCUCCACCCACAACGAGUCAAGCGGCUCAUAUUGGUGGCGCCUAUCCCGUCUGACGGCUUGGGGUUCAUCCCACCGAAGGCCCACGAGCGCGAUCGCUGGACGCGAAGCCAGCCCGACGCCCGCGCCAGGCUCGCGGAGGAGGCCAAGGCCUUCGCCGCGCGGCCGCCCAGUGAUGAAGAGGUCGAGCGCGGAGCGUGGGAGGCGAUGCUCAAGUUCAACGUGAUGGAGCGGCUGCACACGAUGCGGGUGCCCACCCUCAUGGUGGCCGGAGCCGCGGACGGUCUGCUCCACCUCAACCUACGCGAUUUCGAGAAGCUCAAGCUGGCCUCGCUGCACGUCUUCAGCCGAGUCGGCCACCUCAUCCCCCGCGAGGUGCCCAGAGAGUUGGGUGAGUGCGUGGUCGACUUCAUCGAGCACGGUGUGGUCACGUCGGUGACUCUGGCGAAGCAGUACAUGGCCAAGAAGAGGCAGGAGCGCGAAGCGGCGGCCCACAAGAAGAGCGCGCUCUAG
Molecule: messenger RNA, 864 nt
Organism: Acanthamoeba castellanii str. Neff
Lineage: Eukaryota; Discosea; Longamoebia; Acanthamoebidae
Product: hydrolase, alpha/beta fold domain containing protein
Exons: 6
Coding region: 1-864 (287 amino acids)
Source: RefSeq, a predicted model, not a curated record